Messenger RNA from Phascolarctos cinereus (koala), 741 nucleotides. Lineage: Eukaryota; Metazoa; Chordata; Mammalia; Diprotodontia; Phascolarctidae. The record is from RefSeq and is a predicted model, not a curated record.
AUGGUGGAUUACUAUGAAAUUCUGGGUGUGCAGAGACAUGCCUCAGCAGAGUAUAUUAAAAAGGCAUAUUGUAAAUUGGCACUUAAGUGGCACCUGGAUAAAAAUCCUGAAAAUAAAGAGGAAGCAGAAAGGAGAUUCAAACAAGUAGCUGAGGCAUAUGAGGUGUUAUCACAUGCCAAAAAACGGAACAUCUAUGACAAAUAUGGAAAAGAAGGGUUAAAUGGUGGAGGUGGAGGAGGUGGAAGUCAUUUUGAUCCAUUUGAAUAUGGAUUCACAUUCUGGAACCCAGAUGAUGUCUUCAGGGAAUUUUUUGGUGGAAGGGACCCAUUUUCAUUUGACUUCUUUGAAGAUCCAUUUGAGGACUUUUUUGGAAAUCAAAGAGGGACUCGUGGAAACAGAAGCAGAGGUGCAGGACCCUUUUUUUCUGCCUUUGGUAGAUUUCCAGGUUUUGGAAAUGGACUUUCUUCAUUUGAUACAGGAUUUACUUCAUUUGGUUCAGUGGGGCAUGGAGGCCUUACUUCGCUCUCUUCUACCUCAUUUGGUGGUAGUGGGAUGGGUAACUUCAGAUCCAUAUCAACUACAACUAAAAUAGUAAAUGGCAGGAAAAUCACUACAAAGAGAAUUGUUGAGAAUGGUCAAGAAAGAGUAGAAGUUGAAGAAGAUGGCCAGUUAAAGUCCUUAACAAUAAAUGGUAAGGAGCAGCUGCUACACUUGGAUAACAAGUAAUUCAAUGCAUGCAUU